This is a messenger RNA of Trematomus bernacchii (emerald rockcod), 2457 nucleotides long. Its product is annotated as calcium-binding protein 8. NCBI's taxonomy places the organism in Eukaryota, Metazoa, Chordata, Actinopteri, Perciformes, Nototheniidae. The record is from RefSeq and is a predicted model, not a curated record. The coding region runs from base 285 to 1139 and encodes 284 amino acids. Gene Ontology annotation, molecular function: calcium ion binding. The transcript has 6 exons.
GGGACUCACUAAUGAGCUCCACUCUGCCUCCCCAUAGGAAUGUUUGCACUGGAGAGGAGUGAGUGAGAGAGAGAGAGCAAAAGGGGGCAGUCACAGAGCUGGAGGGAGGAAGGGAGGGUGGGAGCCAAGGAGUGGAGCUGGAGAGGAUCGUACCUGCUGCUCUCACUGCUCAAAUAUUAACAACGGGGUUUGUGGGAACCGAUGCCGCUGCUCUGGGACGAUCCCAAAGUGAGGAGGCAGCCGGGGGUUUGUGGACACAGUGUGCCGCUGCAUCUGAGAGCCUGAUGGAGGAGGGGGUCACAGAGCCCGAGCCUCAGGCGGUGGAGCUCACCGGCAUGCCCCCAGGAACCCCCUCGGAGGUAAACGGAGACUUACCGGGCAACCCAUACCUGAGGGAUGGGGCGGGGGUGAUGGAGAGUCCGGUGAGGGAGCCUGCUGUGCUGCAGUAUCCUGCCGAGUACAGCCAGCAGUACGGGGAGAAGAUGCCGUUCCACCACGUGACGGCAGGCCUGCUCUACAAGGAGAACUACCUGAGCCGCUCGCUAUCCGACAGCGACAGCGACGUCCUGGCCAGCAUCUCCGUGGAGGAGCUGGACGAGAUCCGGGAGGCGUUCAAGGUGUUGGAUCACGACGGAAACGGCUUCAUUUCCAAACAGGAGCUGGGCAUGGCCAUGCGCUCUCUGGGAUACAUGCCCAGUGAGGUGGAGCUGGCCAUCAUCAUGCAGAGACUCGACAUGGACGGUGAUGGACAGGUGGAUUUCGAGGAGUUUAUGACGAUCCUUGGACCCAAACUGCUGUCGUCUGAAACGAGAGAUGGCUUCCUGGGCAGCACAAUAGAUAGCAUCUUCUGGCAGUUCGACAUGCAGAAGAUCACCCUGGAGGAGCUGAAACACAUCCUGUUCUACGCCUUCCGCGACCAUCUGACCAUGAAGGACAUCGAGAACAUCAUCAUCAACGAGGAAGAGAGCCUGAAGGAAAACUCUGGCAACUGUCAGACAGAGUUUGAGGGAGUCCACCCUUCAAAGAAGAACCGUCAGACGUGCGUGAGGAAGAGCCUGAUCUGCGCCUUCGCCAUGGCGUUCAUCAUCAGCGUGAUGCUCAUCGCAGCCAACCAGAUGCUGAGGAACGGCAUGGAGUAGCUCCGCCCAAUGAGCAGGGAGCAGCCUGCAUGUGCAUGCCAGGCGGUGAGAUCAUAUCCCUGCUGAUAGGAAAAUAACUAAAGGAAGAACACGAAUCAUCGAGAAAAUACAUUUUUGAAUGUUUUCUUCGUUUUUUUUCGAACAAGUGGCACCUCUCCACCUGAAGCCAGCAUGAGGAGUCAUGGAGGCUCCUCCCCCUUUACUCUGACAGGGACACUCAAGGGCUGACAUUACACAUAAUACUCUGUCGUGUAUGUUUCCUUGAUGCAAUAAAAAAAAGUAACAAAAAAAGAAGCUUGAGUGCAGGAGUUCAGAGCUGCAGAUCUGUCACCCAGCAGGAGUCUGAUGAGCCACCAGGACUGAAAUGGAACCACGGAAAGGGAAGAAUAGUUAUUUUCUUAUGCUUCCUGGAAGUAUAAUGAUAGACCCGGCCGCCACUCAAGCAGAAAGAGCCGUACGUCACAGUUCACAGUGCUCCAGCUCUCCAACCUUCUAUUUCCAUCUCCAUCUCCUGCGUCUGUGGCUGGUAUAAAGUGCUGGCAUCAGAUCAUCCACCCACACCAAGCAGUCAAGCGUGCAGUCAAAAUGUUGAAUGGUAACUCCUGGCCUGUGUUUUGGCCCUGUGAUAUUCAUUUUAGAACACACUAGCUCAGAAACGUGGUUUUUAGAUCUCCUCCUUCACUGUUGGUUGAACACUGUUAAGGUGCUAAGAAAAGUUGUCUUUGUCCUGUUCAAAUAAAAGAUCCACCCUUUCAUAUGAAAGGGUAGGUCUUUUAUUUUACCUGGAUAACACGCUGGAAUUAUGGAAGGAAGUUGGGUUCAAACUUGGUAAUAUGAAAACAUGCAGUUUGUAAAUGCUGUAAGGUUUACAGAUAGGUGUACAGUAUAUAUACUGUAGAUGUAAGGGUGGAUUUUUUCCAUUCAAAUCUAUACAGUAUGUCAUGUUAAAAUGAAAAGGAAUUAUAAUUUAUCCAUCUAUGACCCUAUCACUGUUGCACAUUUUAUUAAUUUGAAUCCAUCAUUUAAAUUAAGUCUGCAAAGAUCUAUAUAUGAACAAAAAAAUAUAUUUAGCAUUCAACAUUUUUUCAUUUUUUAAUUGUCCCUAUUGUGUGAAGACCACAGAUAAAGAACUGUGAAUCACAACAAUUUCUGUAAAAUAAGGGUCUUGUCAAACUUUGAGUGACUUCCUAACAGGUUGAUUCUGACUGAGGUGUGCUCUAAACUCCUGCUCUGACAUCAUCACGUCACAUGUAUGUACAAACACCUGUUAUCAAGUGCAUGAGAUCAAGUACGCGUCUUUUGUAAAUACACUGUCUGG